AUGAGUCGCACUGGUCCGUCCAUCCCCAUCCCCCGUACUGUGCCUAUCCUCCCCCUGCACGACAAGGUGCUCCUGCCAGGAGUCGUCACCCGGAUGCAAAUCACCCGACGAGACUCCAUCCCCUUGUUCGAACAGAUUCUCCGGACCUUUGACAGUCGAGAACUCUCCAAAUGCAUCAUAGGGGUUUUCCCCGUCCGACCCCCUCCCACUUCCAUCACCACUCCUUCAACAACAGCGCCCAUUCAGCAGAGUUCGGCCGACAACAGGAGUGACACAAAAAAACCGGGUGUACUCCCUCACGGUGAGCUUAUCAUCCCCGGACCAUCGCCCCUCUUGCCCAACCCCCGCAGCAGCAAUGGCAAGGACGAGCGUGCCUUAGUCUCGUUGCGAGCUUCGAGCUCUGUGAACCCUGCCCAUAUCCAUUCGACUGGUUGUGCGGCUCGGCUUGUUCGACUUGAACGAGCCGUUGGCGGAUUCACUGUCGUUCUGGAAGGUCUUGUUCGCCUUCGCUUGAACAAGUUCACAUCCCAAUCACCCUACUUUGAGGCGGAAGUGACCCCACUCCCGGACAAGGCUGUCAACAAGUCGGACCAGGAGCUCCAGGACCAAAUUGUGGCUCUGCGAUCGACCUCGAAGGAGUUUGUAUCGCUCCUCCAGAGCUUAAAGUUGCCUGCGCCCGUCUUGACGCAGUUGCAAAAGUUUCUCGAUAAUGUAACGGUAAUGCCCGGUCAGGUCGUCGAUUUGUUGAUGAGCACCAUCGAGUCCUCUCUCGACGAGAAGGUCAUGAUCCUUGAGGCUGUUGAUUUGAAGGAUCGCAUCUCCAAGGCUAUCGAACUUCUCACCCGUCAAAUUCAUGUGCUCAAAAUCUCACAAAAGGUCCACGAUAACGUCGAAGGAAAACUCAAUAAGAAGCAGCGCGAGUUCUAUCUCCGCCAACAGAUGGCGGCUAUCAAGGAGGAGUUGGGUGAAAAGGAUGCUGGAGAGGACGAUGAGAUGACCCAGAUCGAGAGCAGACUCGCUGCAGUCAACCUCCCAGCCGAUGUGCAGAAGGCAGCCGAUCGGGAGUUGAAGCGUCUGAAGAAGAUGCAGCCUUCGUCGUCAGAGUACUCUGUGAUCCGAAACUACUUGGACUGGCUGGCAGACUUACCCUGGGCAAAGUCGAGCGAGGAUAUCUUGGAUGUUGAGAAGGCCAGGAAGCAAUUGAACGACGAUCACCAUGGACUCGAAAAGGUCAAGCGCAGGAUCUUGGAGUACCUCGCUGUUACAAAGUUACAGCAGCUCAAGGGAGAUGUCCGUGGCCCUAUCCUCUGCCUCGUCGGACCCCCAGGGGUUGGCAAAACUUCUCUUGGCCGUUCAAUUGCUUCAGCCAUGGGCCGCAAAUUCCAUCGCAUUUCCUUGGGAGGAGUCUGGGACGAGUCCGAGAUCAGAGGCCAUCGCCGUACAUAUGUCGGUGCUCUGCCCGGUCUCAUUAUCCACGGCUUGAAAAAGUGCGAAGUUAACAACCCAGUGUUUUUACUUGAUGAGAUUGACAAGGUCGGAUCGAGAGGUCAUCAUGGUGAUCCUUCCGCUGCGUUCCUGGAGGUUUUGGACCCUGAACAGAACAACAGCUUUACCGAUCACUACUUGAACGUGCCGUUCGAUCUCUCCAAGAUCCUGUUCAUCGCAACCGCAAACUCGUUGGACACAAUCCCAGCACCAUUGCUCGACAGAAUGGAGACCAUCACCAUUCCUGGAUAUACCUAUGCUGAGAAGCUUGCGAUUGCGACCAACCACUUGUUGCCCAAGCAGAUCCGCCAGCACGGCCUGGGUGAGACCGAUGUUCAAGUUACGCAAGAUGCCCUCUUGAAGGUCGCCACCGGUUACACUCGCGAGAGUGGUGUCCGUCAUUUGGAGCGUGAGAUCGGCUCCCUUGUCCGUGCCAAGGCUGUCGAGUACGCCGAGAUCCAGGAAAAGAAGGAGGCUGGCCAGAGUGUUUUGACUGAAUACCAGCCCCUAGUCUCCUUGGACGAUGUGGAAGAGAUUCUCGGUCAAGAGAAGUUUGUGAACGAAGUGACAGAACGCGUCGCGGUGCCUGGCGUCGUGACUGGCAUGGCGUACAACGGAGUUGGUGGCGGAAUUUUGUUUAUUGAGGUCUCACAGAUGCCUGGCAAGGGUAACCUUCAGCUGACAGGUAGUCUGGGCGAUGUCAUCAAGGAGAGUGCCCAGAUUGCACUGAGCUGGGUUAAGAGCCACGGCUACGAGAUCGGUCUCACCAACAGCCCCGGACAGAAUGUGAUGGAGAAGGCCGAUGUUCAUAUCCACAUGCCCGGCGGAGGCACUCCUAAGGAUGGACCCUCGGCUGGUAUUGCUAUGGUGUGCGCAUUGGUGUCGAUGUUCUCCAACCGGACGGUCCCAAGCACGACGGCCAUGACGGGCGAGUUUACGCUCCGUGGACUGGUAAUGCCUGUGGGCGGUAUCAAGGAGAAGGUGAUUGCCGCUCACCGAGCUGGUGUCCGCAAGAUUAUUAUGCCACUCCGCAACCAAAAGGAUGUGACUUCGGAUGUCCCUGUUAAUGUCCGCGAGGAUAUUGAGUUCUUCUAUGCAUCGACCAUCGGGGAAGUCCUCCGAGAAGCCUUUGAGGGCCGCCUGAUGGUUCGCAGUUCUGCCAGCACCGUGAUCGACAGCAGGAUGUAA
Molecule: messenger RNA, 2673 nt
Organism: Linnemannia hyalina
Lineage: Eukaryota; Fungi; Mortierellomycota; Mortierellomycetes; Mortierellales; Mortierellaceae
Source: the annotation of a GenBank genome assembly